AUGCUAUCUAAUCUAUUGAAAUGUAUACAAGAUAUUUGGGAGUUACAUCCUACUGCAGUUUUGGUGGCCUUAAUCGCUUUCUUAAUUAUCUACUUCUUCUACCACAAAUACGUCACAAUACUGCAACAUUUCAUCAAAUUAGGUAUACCUGGACCUAAACCAUGGCCUAUUUUAGGCAAUGUACCCGAAAUUGGUCAACUAGGAGGUCAACAUCUAGCUCAUAUGUACUAUAUUAAAAAGUAUGGGAAAGUAGUCGGCUUGUUCUAUGGUACUGAACAGAUAACCCUCGUCUCUGAUUAUGAGAUGAUUAAAAAGAUAUUAGUCAAGAACUUUCAUUUAUUUCCAAACAGGCGAGUACCAGUAAAAUUUCCGUUCGAUUACCUUAAUAAGGCCUUAACUGUUGUACGAGACCAAGAAUGGAAAAAUAUUCGAGAUACAAUCACUCCUACAUUUAGUGCUAAUAAAUUAAAAGCAGUAUUGCCAAUUGUUGAUAAUUCAUCACAAGAACUUCGAUCUGCUUUAACAUCAUAUGCACGUCAAGGAGAAAUUAUCGAUGCACGAAAAGUGUUUGGAAAAUUUACGAUGGAGGUGAUCUUAAGUGUCGCGUUUGGCGUACAGCUGAAUACUCAAGACACAGCUUUAACUGAUGCAGCUUCCAAAUUGUUCUCCGGAGUAGGAACGAGAGUUUUACUUGCAAUAAUAUCGCCUUACUUACUUGAAUUAAUUAGGAGUUCACCAUUAGAUUUUGAAGCUAAAUAUUUCCGACGUUUAGAUCGUGUAGCUCGUCAAAUUAUCAAAGAGCGGCGCCAAUCUGGUGCUCCUGAGCGUAAAGAUUUGUUACAAUUAAUGUUAGAUGCACAACAAUCUGGCAAAUUAUCGGAUGAUGAUAUUGUUGCUCAAAGUUUUGUCUUUUUACUAGCUGGUUACGAAACCACUGCUAGCACCCUAUCUUUUAUUAGCUACUUACUUGCCCUUAAUCCCGAUGUUCAAGAAAAGCUAAUUAAUGAAAUUGAUGAUGCGUUCAGUAGAAUCGACGACGAUUUAAGUUAUGAACAAAUCUAUGACUUAAAAUAUUUAGACAUGGUUAUCGCUGAAACAUUAAGACUUUAUCCGCCUGCCCCGAUUCUUAUGCGCGAAGCAGCUCAAGAUUGUACUAUUGGAGAUUACCAAUUUAUUGCUGGGACAUCAGUAUUAAUACCUACUUAUGCUCUUCAACGUGAUAGUACAGAAUGGCCCGAUCCAGAAAAAUUUAUACCGGAACGGUUUACUCAAGAAGAGAAACGAAAACGCAAUCCGAUGAGUUAUUUACCGUUUGGUACUGGACCAAGAAUCUGUAUUGGUAUGAGAUUUGCUCUAAUGGAAGUAAAAAUAGCAUUAGUAACAGUGUUACGAGCUGUUAAGUUUAUUCGUGUUAAAGAAACCGAGGUGCCACUACAUCUGAAUGCUGCAAUUACUAUUUCCCCGAAAAAUGGUAUCAAGAUAGGAUUAGAAGGAAGGUGUUUACCAUAA
This is a messenger RNA of Trichoplax adhaerens, 1509 nucleotides long. RefSeq lists its product as uncharacterized. The transcript has a single exon. NCBI's taxonomy places the organism in Eukaryota, Metazoa, Placozoa, Uniplacotomia, Trichoplacea, Trichoplacidae. Bases 1 to 1509 code for a protein of 502 amino acids. The record is from RefSeq and is a predicted model, not a curated record. Gene Ontology annotation, molecular function: steroid hydroxylase activity; oxidoreductase activity, acting on paired donors, with incorporation or reduction of molecular oxygen; heme binding.